CUCAAGCAUAUCACUCACGCUCAAUGAACUCUCACGACAUCUCUCUCUUUCCGCCCCAGCGCGUUCCAACUGAAAUCUGGACCGAGAUAUUCGACUUAUGCGCACCCAUCGAGGACCUUUCAGACGAAACCACAGCUGAGCAGGAGAAGGAGCGGCUCUCAAAGAACUAUUUGAUACAAUUUUCCCAGGUAUGCUCGCUGUGGCAUACUCUCACCUUGAAUACACCGUCCUUAUGGAGGGUGCUGAUCGUGGACACCACCCUGUGGCCUGGGACCGGGCGCUGAGCGGCGGCCCUUACUGCCCUCGUCCGGAAAAGCGGUAACCACCCGAUCCGCGUUGAAAUCGCUGUGUCGAACACCCUGGUGGACGUUGAUGUGAUGAACCUGCUGACAGCUCAUUCCCGGCGCUGGACGCAUUUCACACUGUGGACUGACGUCUACAGCGAUUACGAUCCCUUCCGAUUACUUCUCCCUGUCAAGGGCAAUAUUCCGCUGCUGCGGUUUUUGGAGAUCGCAACCCAGUGGGAGGAGCAAGAUUGGGACGCGGAGUACCGCAGCCUGUUUGCCGCAGCCCCUAGUCUCACCCGGUUCUAUGCAACGGCUCCCUGCGACCGUAUUACAGAUGUUCCAUGGCCGCAGCUCAAACUCUUCAAAUGGACAUUGGACUAUAAAAAGCUGACCAGUGACGCACUUGCCUUCCUGACACGGCUGCCCAUUCCGUUCGUGUGUUUGAUGGUUGACGUCCCGGAUAUCAUCCAUGUCGGGGAAAUUCCUCGGCUCGGGCAUCACGUCUUAUCCGAUGUGCUGCAGGGCCUGACAUUGGUGAUAUCCGGCGGUGUCAGCUGCAUGGAACGCGUGCUCCAUGCUCUCACAUCCCCCGGUCUCCGUUCUCUUGCUGUCAAAGGCCGUUUCGAAGACCCUGCGUAUGCGAUAUGGUGGGAUCGUGAUGCGCUCCUG
Mycena citricolor is the source of this 956-nucleotide messenger RNA. The record is from the annotation of a GenBank genome assembly. Lineage: Eukaryota; Fungi; Basidiomycota; Agaricomycetes; Agaricales; Mycenaceae.